CGUUCCUGGUGAAACAAGCGCGUUCUUUGUCCCCAUUGUAGAUAAGAUAAGCUCAUUAAACCAACAAGUCUGGCUGCCGAGCCAAUAGACGAAUCGCUCAUCUGGAGGAAGGUGUCUGCAGGGAAAGAAAAGGAGGAUCCAAGAAGCAAGGUCAGUGCUCUGACUUCUAAUCAGGAUGGUCGAUACAGUGGGCGCCGUUACAAAGGUCAUCGAAGUUGCGCUCAAGAUCAACAAAGCGGCAGACACGGCGAAGCAGAACGAAGUAUGCCAGCAGAUAAAAGACAGCGUUGAUAUUGUCAGUAAGACGUUGUCGCAGCACAAGAACAACACGGAGCUGAUGAACGACUUGGCGGUGGCCGCCGCACUUGAGGCCCUUGACGAAACCCUUGGCGAGGCCUUGAAGCUCGUCAUGGAGUGCCAGCAGGAGAGCAGGUUCGUGUGCCUUCGUCUCUACACGGCCGGGAACCUGUCCCAGCAGUUGAUCAAGGCCGAGCAGCGAAUAUCCAGUAAGAACAUGGACGCCAUGUUUGCCAUCAUGGGCUUCCUUUUGCCUAAAGAAUUUAAUCAAGACAACUCUGAUACUCCUUCCCGGCAGGUAUGGCUCAUGGACAACUUACACAAUUUGCAUCGCACUACUAGUCUUUCAGAGUGCUCUACUGGUAUUCGUUCAGCUCCUGGAGGGCCAUUAGAUUAGUAGCGUGCAAAGAAGGCUUGAUGGGGAGAGCUGUGAAUCUGUGAUUAAUCAUGUUCAAGCCUUUGUUUUCUACAUUCUGUUCAUUUGGCUUGUCAGACAAGCAACCAACAGUAUUUUUCUCUCAUACCAAAUCAGCACCAGCCAUCAGCUACCAGCCAGCCAGUAGAAUUUUUUUUUAAUAACAAAUCAGCACUAGCCACCAGCCACAACAAAGCGAACGGAGUAGUUUCUCCGACUAUUUCAUCAAUGGCUCAGUGAUUGCAGGUGGCCACCCUACCACCGUUGAACCCAAGAGAGUGCCAUUUAAA
Molecule: messenger RNA, 1002 nt
Organism: Panicum virgatum (switchgrass)
Lineage: Eukaryota; Viridiplantae; Streptophyta; Magnoliopsida; Poales; Poaceae
Exons: 2
Coding region: 176-694 (172 amino acids)
Biological process (GO): cell surface receptor signaling pathway
Source: RefSeq, a predicted model, not a curated record